AUGUCGGUAACACCGCAAACCUCAGCAAUAAUAAAGCCAACUAAAGGUAACGUAACAGUUCAAGAUGUUAUGCUUUACAUACCUAAUUUGAUUGGCUAUUUUCGUGUGUUGACAGCAGUUUUGUCAUUUAUUUGUAUGAAGAAUCGUCCCAUAAGUACUUUGAUUUUAUAUGGAAUUUCAGGAUUCUUAGAUGCAUUCGAUGGCUACGCAGCUAGAAAAUAUAAUCAAGGUACAAGGUAUGGGACAGUAUUAGAUAUGGUCACAGACAGAUGUGCCACUACAUCAUUAACAUGUUUCUUAUGUGUCAUUUAUCCUGAUUUUUGUUUACUUUGGCAAUUGCUAGUCUCUUUGGAUUUGGCCUCUCAUUAUAUCCAUAUGUAUGCAAUGAUGUCAAGUGGUUCUGCAUCCCAUAAGAAUGUUGAUGAGUCCCAAUCGAAGAUAUUGUCAUUGUAUUAUACAAAUAGAACCGUUUUGUUUGUUGUUUGUCUUGUUAAUGAGUUAUUUUACGUGGCCAUCUACUUGCAUUACUUUGAUUUCUUUUGGUUAGGUACGGUUCUAGUAUUCUUAAGUGCCCCUAUUUGGUUUUUCAAACAGUUUGCAAACGUUAUCCAAUUAAGAGCAGCAGCUUUGAUUUUGGCUACUAUGGAUGCCAAAGACAAAUCUUCAAAGGAGAACUAA
Molecule: messenger RNA, 678 nt
Organism: Debaryomyces hansenii CBS767
Lineage: Eukaryota; Fungi; Ascomycota; Pichiomycetes; Serinales; Debaryomycetaceae
Product: CDP-diacylglycerol--inositol 3-phosphatidyltransferase
Exons: 1
Coding region: 1-678 (225 amino acids)
Biological process (GO): phosphatidylinositol biosynthetic process
Cellular component (GO): membrane; Golgi apparatus
Molecular function (GO): CDP-diacylglycerol-inositol 3-phosphatidyltransferase activity
Source: RefSeq, a predicted model, not a curated record